GCGUGGGGAGGGCGGGCGCGCGAUCGAGGGAGGUGGGCGCUGGGUUGGCGCUCCGGGGACCCGGCGCUGCGCCUCCAGUAGAGGCGCCGCACAGCAGAGGGGGCCGCCGUGGCCGCCGCAGAGCGUGCGGGGGCUCGGUCUGGCGGCGGGCAGCUGAGGGGCGACUGCGCCCGCGCAGCAGAGCCGAGUGGAGUGGAGCGCGCAACCUGACCGCCGCCGCCUGGCAUAUGCCAUCACCGCCACAAAGAGCUCGCUGAGCUCAGGCGACGGAGCUCCCGGGGCUGCGCGGCACAGGAGGCUCUGCGCGGCGGACCCGGGGGGGAAGGGACCAGACUGAGGAUGGCCCGGAAGAGAAAGCCCCCCAGCAGCCAGGAAAUAACAGAGUCUGAGGAUCAAGAUGUGGGUGACCCAAGGAGGUAUGACCCAGAUUUCCAGGGACCUACUGCCAAAAGGACUUGUACGGACGUUUUAUGCUGUCUGAUCUUCCUACUGUUUAUUUUGGGCUACGUUCUGUUAGGACUCUUGGCUUGGGCCCAUGGUGACCCCAGGAAAAUGGCCUAUCCUACGGACAGCCAGGGACAUUUUUGUGGCCAGAAGGGAACCCCCAAUGAGAACAAGACAGUUUUGUUUUACUUUAACAUCUUUAGAUGUACCAGUCCUUCUAUGAUGCUCCGGCUACAGUGCUCUACCACACAGAUCUGUGUCUCCAGGUGCCCAGAGAGAUUCCUCACCUACUUGGAUAUGCAAUUUUUGAACAAAGAAGACAAAAACUACUGGGAAUACUAUCGCCAAUUCUGCAAGGCCAAGGCCAAGCCUGUGGAGACUCUCAGAGAUCUUCUGAUCAGUGGUGACUGUCCCUUAGCUGUGUACCCAAGCAGACCUUUUCUGCAGAGAUGUAUACCUGACCUUUCAGCCCUCAAUGGUACCUGGACGCCAGGAAGUAGGAUGAAGUUUGAAGAUGGAAGUGGGCAGACCAGGACUAUGCUAGAAUUCAGGGAGGCUGCGAACGGCAUUAGUGAUCUGAUCAAUGCCAGGACGAUUGGAUUGAAGCUGCUUGAAGACUAUGCUACCUCGUGGAAGUGGAUUCUCAUCGGCCUGACUGUUGCCAUGGCACUGAGUUGGACUUUUUUAAUACUCCUGAGGUUCACAGCUGGGUUCCUCUUCUGGUUCUUCAUAUUUGGUGUGCUCGGAAUUAUAGGAUACGGAAUAUGGUACUGUUUUCUGGAGUACAGCAGCAUUCAGCAGAGGCCACAGUCAACGUUCUGGAUGUAUGGCUUCGGGAUUCAGAGGAGAGUAAACAUGUUCUUUCACUUGAAGGAGACCUGGUUUUCAAUGAUGAUCAUCUUGUCUGCCAUUGAAAUCAUCAUCAUCAUCGUCCUGAUCUUCCUCAGGACUCGGAUCCAAGUGGCCAUCAUCCUGCUGCAGGAAGGAAGCAAAGCCAUUAGCUACCUUCCCAGUGCGUUAAUCUACCCAGUUUUAACCUUCAUCUUGCUAUCAAUCUGCAUUUCCUACUGGGCUGUGACAGCCGUUUUCUUGGCUACAUCAGGGGUACCAAUAUUCAAAGUUAUGGUCCCAGCGGGGCAAUGUAUAUAUGAAGAUGAAACUUGUGACCCAGAGAUUUUUCCUUAUACUAACAUUCCCAAAGACUGCCCCGGUGCAUCGUGCAACUUUGCUUUCUAUGGCGGAAGGAGCAUGUACCACAAUUACAUCCUGACCUUCCAGGUCUACAACCUCUUUGCCUUCCUUUGGCUUAUAAACUUUGUCAUUGCGUUGGGUCAGUGUGCCCUGGCUGGUGCCUUUGCUUCCUAUUACUGGGCCAUGAAAAAACCCGACGACAUCCCGCCAUACCCACUCUUCACUGCGUUUGGGCGAGCAGUACGAUACCACACGGGGUCUCUGGCCUUUGGAUCUUUGAUCCUUGCAUCCGUUCAGAUGUUUAAAGUGAUCGUAGAAUACCUGGACAGGAGACUCAAAAAGGCUCAGAACAGUGCUGCUCAGUUCCUGCACUGCUGCCUACAGUGCUGUUUCUGGUGUUUGGAAAAGAUGGUGAAGUUUUUAAACAGAAAUGCCUACAUCAUGAUUGCAUUAUAUGGCAAAAACUUCUGUGAGUCAACAAGAGAUGCUUUCUAUCUGCUCAUGAGAAACAUUCUGAAAGUCACAGUUACAGAUGAAGUCACGUACUUUGUAUUACUCCUGGGAAAAGUCCUGGUUUCUGGGAUUGUAGGUGUCUUGGCCUUCCUACUCUUCACAGAAAGACUACAAAUAAUUGUAGAUGGACCAACGACUUUAAAUUACUACUGGGUCCCCUUCCUGACUCUUGUGUUUGGAUCUUACAUGAUUGCUCACGGAUUCUUCAGCGUCUAUUCAAUGUGUGUUGAAACCAUUUUCAUCUGCUUCUGUGAAGACCUGGAGAGGAACGAUGGAUCUGCAGAGAAACCUUACUUUGUAACACCCAGCCUGCACAGCAUCCUGACCAAGAAGCGUCCGGGUCCCCAGAGAUAGAGUAGAGAAGCUCCACACAGGAGCUUUGUGAAUUAGGUUGACGGCAAUAUGAAAAUGUUGCUUUAGAGCAGUAUUUCUGCUGGCACUUGGUACCAUCUGAGGGACCAGGCAUUUGAUAGUGGCCUCAUUGACUUUGCAGACUGCGGUCCCAAGUGCAAACACCUGUAGCCGACAAUGUUUUAAUAACUUUUAUAACUUUGCUAGCCUUUCUUUUUUUUUUUUUUAUAAGUGUAUGUUUGUAAAGGGUAUUCAGGCAGUUUUUUUUACAACACUAUAAAUGUGUGAUCAAUUAGCCAUAAAAAAUAUUGAGUUGUAGUUGACCAGCAUAUGGUACUGAAUUUGUAAAUAUGCUGCUAUGGUUAUAGUUACUGUUGAAGCCGGUGAACAACUUUCUAAAACUGUGAUUCAACUUGUGUUCCUGGUUUCCUAGAAAGCAUAUUUCAAGUGGGUGAGUUAGUCCGUGACAAGCUGUAGAAGGGCAGGUCCUGUGGGCUCAGCACUAAACCUGCUGCAGGUGGACCGAGCCUGGAGCCUCAUCUCUGUUUUAUCGAAAUGAGACUCAUGCUUGGUUGAAGUCGGAGUUUGGGGAUAACCUCUCCAUUACUGUGAAGCUCUGGCCACCUGAGAAUAUCUGAACAGAGCAGAAAUGGCUGCCUCCCUCACCUCUCGCCUCCCCUGAGCUUCCUCACACAGUCAUGCAGAAGGCCCGUGGAUUCUCCUUUGCAUGGGCACGCCCAGGCACAAGGUCGAAGUUCGACUUUUAGUGAGGGAGGAAAUCGGAUGAAGGUUCAGAGCAGUGGCCUCCUAUCAGGUUCAGAGCAGUGGCCUCCUAUCAAUCAGGUAUCGCUUCUGGUGCUUCCUGGGGCUAUGCAUGUUUCAGAUCAAGAGUUCUUGCAUCACCACAGCCCCAGGGCUUAGAAUGGAAGCUGGUUUGUUGUGGCCAUGCCUAAAUCUCACACGGUGCAGAAAAGUGGGAAUUGGAUUCGCACGCGUUGCAUGCUUUUCCCUGUGUGUAGAAUUGGGCCAAGUAUAAAGAGGCCCUCCACAGAGCACAGGGUUAGCCGGUGCCCUUUUGGUUUUGACACUAAACUCACGUCAGAUUGUCUAUAUAUUAUUAGUGCAAUGUGUGGCCAUCAAUAUAGCCCACGCAUUUGAGAGUCUGAAAUAUAUCCUUGUGUUAUAAGUUGAUAUAAAUGCUAAUUUUCUUACCCUGAAGUGUGCGAACCUAGAUUUAGAAUGGUGGUAUGGCAUCUUCCUACAUAGAACCAGUAAUUCCAGAAGGUUUUCGAAGUAUUGGUCCACAGGAGUCACUAGCUUCUUCUUGGCUUGCUUUAUUGAGAUUAUUAGUCCCAAAUGUCACCUGUCAUUUUCUUUUUCCUUGAUAACAGAGAAAAGCAAUCACUUAUCUAUUUUUCUUGCAUUUUAAUAGUAUUUUAUUUACAGCCAUGCAAGGACCUCAAUAAAAAUCUAUGGCAAUGGUGACAUAUAGUGAGCCUGUAGCUAGCUGCAGGGUCUACCUAACUCACGAGCUUGUGUUAGGAUGUGGACCACUCUCUGGACCAUGAUAAGACCCUCUAGUUGAUUCAGAUACAUGCAAAAGUUGUGAAGUUGGCUAUAGAUCAGAUAUAAGAAAUUAUCUGUCUGGUUUGCUGUGUUAUAGUAUACUCCCACUCAGAAAAAUAGUCUCCGUUUGUUACUUCUAUAAUUAAAAUGCAUACAGUAAGAAUGAAUGUUGUUUUUGAGAAGAAUUUUAGAAGCCAUUUUUCUUACACAGCAAUUAAAGUUUUUUGAAACACAGAGCAAUAUUUCCAGAACUGUUUAUGGAAGGAUUUGAGAUCACACACAAAGGUCUCUUUGCCGAGGCUUUACAAUCUAAAUUGCCAUUGGCCAAACAAAGGCAAUUUGGAAAUAGAUGCUGUAAUUUAGAAAGUGAAUUUGGAUGGGGAGUAAAUGUUAUUUCUUAAGUCAUUCUAUGGAAAUGCUUGAACUGUCGCCAGAACUGACCUGGGACACAGAAUGAAAUGAUAUCUUAUCGAUGUAAUAAUAAGGGCUGAUUGUUUUCUCAUAGCUGUUUACAAUGAACGCUGAUGCUGUCUAAAGGAGCGAUGUUUGGCGUUGCUGUGCAGCGGGUGGGCAGCAGGUGGCGAUGUUGCUCCUCCCACCGCUUCGCUGCUCUAUUGACUUUGCCCUCCUCCCUCCUAGUGGAAGACCUAGAAAGAAACGAAGGCUCUCCUUCAAGACCCUAUUUCGUGACUCCGGCUCUAAUGAACAUUUUGCUGGAGCAGGGCAAGAUCAAGAAGCAGUAGGAGAGCCAGCUGGAUAUCCUGCUGCCUGUGUCGCCUCCCACACUGUAUCCGUCCAACACACCUUCCCGUAGUGCUUUGGUUGGGGACGUUCGUAUCCCCGCCUUGCUGGCUUGCUUUUGCAUCUUAUACCAAAGCCCCACACUGUAGCCUGUGAAGCCAUCAGAAGUCACAAGGGGAUUGUUAAUUACAUGCAACAUUUUUAUACUAAGAUCUUUCGUUUUGUAAUUUAUUAUUAUUAUUAUUAUUAUUAUUAUUAUUAUUAUCAUUUUUACAGAGAGUGACUUGGAUGUUUUGAAAAAAAUAUUGAAUACAUUCAUAAUCUUUUUAAUAGUAACUCCAUGAAGGAUACAUGAUCUAAAUUGAUAGCUCCUAGUGUAUUUUUAAAGACGACAACUAAAAGACUUCUGUAGGGAAAAUUGGUAAUUAAAGCAAGAUAAAUGUUUUUUAAGGCCCUUCCCCGCCUCCUGUUUGACAGUCAACGGGUUAAGCGGACCACCCGCUUUGGUCUUUGCAUCCUGUGAGAGCUGCCAGUCAGUCCUUCAGCCCUUACCACUCAAUUCUCUCAGUGCCUUCCUGGCUGGUCAGUACUUCCCGGAUCUUGUGAGCAAGUGGACAGACCUCGUUUGAAAGAAAUUAAACUUUAAACCCUGCAAUGCUGAGUGAUGACAAGUCUCAUGCUUCUUUUGUUUUGUUAUUUUUGUUUUGUUUUUGAUGUUUUGUUUGGCUUUGUUUUGUUUUGUCUUGCUCACUGACUGGACUCCACUAGCCAUGACACUACCUUUGAUAUCCUCCUCAUCAAAGGAGUACACUGUGUGAUACAAACAAUUCCCCUUGUGCCUAGUGGAUAUUCACAAAUGGGUGCCACACGCAACACGCAACACGCAAAGCAGCCUGAACGAACAUGUGUUGGAUUUGUCUUUGUUUUUACUAAAAGAAGUUUUAAAGUAUAAUCUUUUCUAUAGCGGUUCCUUUGAAAUAUGGGUCGGCAUGCACACGUCUGGUGUCUCACCCAUACCUGAAGGGGAAGCCUGUGGGAGUUUCACAGGGCAACUUUCCCUCUGAGGGGAAGCUGUGUGCUGGGCUGGAAAGCCCCAUUACCUGUGGCUCUUCUAUCCUGUUAUGGAUUGUCAGUUCCACUAACUUUUAUACGAAACAACCUGUUUACCUGUCAGUUUUUUAUUGUGCCAAUAGAAACUGGAACGGUUUUUAAUUCAGUUUUGAAUAAUUUUAUGAGGAUUGCUAAGUUUUAGGAGAACUUGACUCAGUUCACCAACUCAGCAAGUCACCCGAGAAGGGGAUCAGUGAGAGUCAAUCAACAAUACCUACUGUUGUUUAUUGAUGGUUUGUUGAAAACUCACUUUAGAUACCUUUAUACCAAAAAGCUCCCACUGGCGCCUUGCAGUGUGGGCUCACCACCCCCUACCCCCACCCCACGCCACGCCUGGUGGUUUGGGCUCUGCUGAGCCCAUGGUGGUGUGGGUUGUGUAGUUAGUGUGUCUCUGCUAUGCAGGAACACUGAAAGCAUAGGGUCUAAAUACCUUUGAUAGAUAAAAUGGUUGAUAUUUAAUAAAAUUUGUUGGUACUUAUUGUAUAUUUGGCUUCUUCUAAUAAAGAUUUCCAUAAGAGACAAAUAAAA
Molecule: messenger RNA, 6444 nt
Organism: Mus musculus (house mouse)
Lineage: Eukaryota; Metazoa; Chordata; Mammalia; Rodentia; Muridae
Gene: Slc44a5
Product: solute carrier family 44, member 5
Exons: 23
Coding region: 340-2502 (720 amino acids)
Biological process (GO): choline transport; transmembrane transport
Cellular component (GO): plasma membrane
Molecular function (GO): transmembrane transporter activity; choline transmembrane transporter activity
Source: RefSeq, a predicted model, not a curated record